Racocetra persica is the source of this 227-nucleotide messenger RNA. NCBI's taxonomy places the organism in Eukaryota, Fungi, Glomeromycota, Glomeromycetes, Diversisporales, Gigasporaceae. The record is from the annotation of a GenBank genome assembly.
CUUUAAAAACCACCAAUCUCGACCAAUUAAUAAAGCAAAUAAUUGCUCUACUUCCGGCACCGGGAGUUGACACUGGCCCAAAAAAGGAAAAGUUAAAUUUACUUAUUUUUGGUCCCCCUAAUUCGGGUAAAUCAACCCUCAUGAAUUAUUUGCUCCAAGAAAACCGCUCCUUGACUACUUCGCUGGCUGGAACCACACAGGAACCAGUGAUUAGUCCUUGGAACUGA